Sorghum bicolor (sorghum) is the source of this 4022-nucleotide messenger RNA. Its product is annotated as pentatricopeptide repeat-containing protein At3g16010. The transcript has 2 exons. The record is from RefSeq and is a predicted model, not a curated record. NCBI's taxonomy places the organism in Eukaryota, Viridiplantae, Streptophyta, Magnoliopsida, Poales, Poaceae. The coding region runs from base 88 to 2004 and encodes 638 amino acids. Gene Ontology annotation, molecular function: protein binding.
UCCUGACGCUUCCAGUUCCAACCUCACUGCCCAGUGCCUCAAGGCGCAGCGCAGCCACCGGCCACCGCUGGGAGCUGGCGGCCGGAGAUGGCGCGUCGCGGUGUACAGCUCCUGGUGGCACGGGGGAUAUCCUCGUCGCCGUGCCUUUCUCGGAGGAUCAAGCAAACGGAAAGUGAGAUUGUUCGGAUGUUUCAUCCUCCAGUUCGUCAGAGUGAGGAAGCAAUAGCAACCACUGUGCCAAGAUACACACAUUCUGUGCGUGUCUUAGAUGAGAGGUUCAUUAGGAUCCUGAAAAUAUUCAAGUGGGGCCCUGAUGCUGAGAAGGCACUGGAGGUCCUCAUGCUUAGAGUUGAUCACUGGUUGGUACGGGAGAUUAUGAAAACUGACAUCGGGGUCAACGUGAAGAUGCAGUUCUUCAGAUGGGCUGCAAAACGAAGGAAUUAUGAGCACGACACAUCCACUUACAUGGCAUUGAUACAUUGUUUGGAAGUAGUGGAGCAGUAUGGUGAGAUGUGGAAGAUGAUCCAAGAAAUGGUACGGAACCCCAUUUGUGUUGUCACCCCAACAGAGCUUUCAGAGGUAGUUCGGAUGCUGGGGAAUGCUAAGAUGGUCAGUAAGGCAAUUGCAAUCUUCUACCAGAUCAAAACGCGGAAGUGUCAGCCAACUGCGCAGGCAUAUAACAGCAUGAUAAUAAUGUUGAUGCAUGAGGGCCAAUAUGAGAAAGUCCAUGAACUAUACAAUGAGAUGAGCACUGAGGGUCAUUGCUUCCCAGACACUAUGACGUACAGCGCACUAAUUUCUGCUUUUUGCAAACUAGGUCGCCGUGAUUCAGCAAUUCAGUUGUUGAAUGAGAUGAAGGACAAUGGAAUGCAGCCAACUACUAAGAUAUAUACAAUGUUAGUAGCUUUGUUCUUCAAAUUGAAUGAUGUUCAUGGAGCAUUGAGUUUGUUUGAAGAGAUGAGGCAUCAGUAUUGUCGACCAGAUGUAUUUACUUACACUGAGUUGAUCAGGGGCCUUGGUAAAGCUGGCAGAAUAGAUGAAGCAUAUCACUUCUUCUAUGAAAUGCAACGAGAGGGCUGCAGACCAGACACGAUUGUUAUGAAUAAUAUGAUAAAUUUCUUAGGCAAGGCUGGCCGUUUGGAUGAUGCUAUGAAGUUGUUUCAGGAGAUGGGAACAUUGCGGUGCAUUCCUAGUGUGGUGACAUACAAUACUAUCAUAAAAGCACUUUUUGAAUCAAAAUCUCGUGCUUCUGAGGUUCCAUCUUGGUUUGAGAGAAUGAAGGAAAGUGGAAUUUCCCCCAGUUCAUUCACCUAUUCUAUCCUGAUUGAUGGAUUCUGCAAAACCAACAGGAUGGAGAAGGCCAUGAUGCUACUGGAGGAGAUGGAUGAAAAGGGUUUCCCUCCAUGUCCAGCGGCAUAUUGCAGCCUGAUUGAUGCUCUUGGAAAAGCUAAGCGCUAUGAUCUUGCUUGUGAGCUUUUUCAGGAACUAAAGGAAAAUUGUGGCUCAUCCAGUUCUCGGGUAUAUGCAGUUAUGAUUAAACACUUAGGAAAGGCUGGACGGCUUGAUGAUGCUAUAAAUAUGUUUGACGAAAUGAACAAACUUGGUUGUGCUCCCGAUGUUUAUGCAUACAAUGCUCUCAUGUCUGGAUUAGCAAGAACGGGCAUGCUUGAUGAAGCUCUUAGUACAAUGAGAAGAAUGCAAGAGCAUGGGUGCAUUCCUGAUAUCAAUUCAUACAAUAUUAUCCUUAACGGGCUGGCAAAAACAGGAGGACCUCAUCGUGCAAUGGAGAUGCUUUCUAACAUGAAACAAUCUACAGUAAGACCUGAUGUUGUCUCUUAUAAUACUGUCCUUGGUGCCUUGAGUCAUGCUGGCAUGUUUGAGGAGGCAGCAAAGCUGAUGAAAGAGAUGAAUAUAUUGGGGUUUGAAUAUGAUCUUAUUACAUAUUCAUCUAUACUUGAGGCUAUUGGAAAGGUUGAUCAUGAAUAUACUGGCCAAGGUUGCUGAUGAGCAAUAGAUGGUGUUGUUUAUUUUCCACAUGACACAUCUAAUGCAGGCUUUCUUUCUUGAAAAAAAUAUUCUUUAGGAAAGCUUUAUCUGUUUGCAUGUAUGAUGUAUGAAAAGAUGUGCCUCAUGUUACUCAGGUGAAUUGUUGUAAAAGAAAAUACUGAAGACUGAAACUGAUCAAACUGUAAAGGUGUAUACUGAAUGGCUUGAUUGUCAAAGCUAGUAAUGAAGGUCUUCUACAACCCCUCUCCUUGCGGCGUAUACAGCAUCGCAUCUCCCUCUAUGCUGAUGAUGUGGUUCUCUUCCUUCGCCCAACUGCCUCAGAGUUACAAUUGGUUGAUGAAUUGCUACAGCUGUUUGGAACUGCUUCGGGGCUCCGAACUAAUAUACAGAAAAGCUGUAUCUCUCCUAUCCAAUGUGCAGAAGAGGACUUGGCUGUGGUGAUGACCCAUUUUCCUUGUGAAAUUCAGAAUUUUCCUUGCAAAUACCUUGGCCUUCCUCUUUCUCUCAAGAAACUUAAUAGAGCACAGUUACAGCCUCUAAUUGAAAAGGUGGCGGAUCAUCUUCCAUGUUGGAAGGCUGAUUUGAUGAGCAGAGCUGGUCGGGCGACAUAUGUGGAAUCAGUAAUUACUUCUACUUUGAUCUAUUACUCUACUGCCUUGGAGCUUGCUCCUUGGUGUUUGAAGGCCCUAGAUAAGAUUCGACGUAAAUUCCUUUGGAGAGGCCGGAAGGAGUUAAAUGGUGGUCACUGUUUGAUCACUUGGCCUAAGGUGUGUCGCCCAAAAGAGCUUGGAGGUUUGGGCAUUUUGGACUUGCAGUAUUUUGGAUGGGCCCUCAGGUCCGUUGGUUGUGGUUGGGGAAAACUGAACCCAACAAGCCUUGGGCUGCCUUCCCUAUCUCAAUAAAUAAAAACGCCCAAGCCCUCUUUUCCAUGGCUUUGACCACCACUAUUGGCAGCGGGUCUCAGACCAAGUUCUGGACGGACAGGUGGCUCAAUGGGAAGUCUAUCGAGCUACUGGCCCCCCAUCUUUUUGCUUGUGUUCCCAAAAGGCGUGCAAAAAAUCGUAUGGUCGAUGAAGCGCUUCGGGACAACACUUGGGUUCUUGAUAUCCAAGGGCACCACACUGUUGCAGUUCUGGCUGAAUAUUUGGAAAUUUGGGAGAUGGUUCAAGAAGUGGUUCUGCAACGUGAAGUGACUGAUAAGCACAAGUGGAAAUUUGAAGCUUGUGGAGAUUUUUCUACUAAAUCAGCGUAUAGGGCCUUCUUCAAUGGUGCUAUCUUAUUCGAACCCUGCAGGCUGAUUUGGGGCAGCUGGGCCCCCAGGAAAUGUAAAUUCUUCCUUUAGUGGUUCAUAACAGGUGCUGGACGGCAGAUAGGCUGGCCGGACGGGGUCUCCCACAUCCUGAGCAUUGCCCUCUUUGUGAUCAGGAGGACGAAUCUAUCCAGCAUCUCUUAUGUUCCUGCGUUUUUUCGCGACAGUUUUGGCACUUGCUGCUCUGUCGUUUUGGACUUCCUGACAUAGGUCCUCAACCAGACUCGACAAAUUUCUUUGAUUGGUGGCUUCAGGCUGGCAGCUCUUUCAACAAGGAAGUUAAACAGGGCUUCAACUCGCUGGUUUCUUUGGAUGCUUGGAUUCUUUGGAAAGGAAGGAACGACAGGGUUUUCAAUGGCAUCUCGCCCAAUCUGAGUCGUGCCCUUCUCCUUGCAAGUGAGGAGGUUGAUCUCUGGAUUUUGGCCGGUGCCAAAGGCCUCAGAAGACUUUAGAAGUCUGGUUGCUGUUCGCAAUGGUGGUUAGAGGCUUUUUGUUGUGUUUUUUGGUCGUCUUUCUUUGUCUAGGGCUUUUUCUGGAGUGGUUGUUUUUGUAGGAUGGUUUUUGUGUUUUAGUGUUCCUUUGCGUGUGUUGGUGUGAGUUUGGGGUGGUGUUGAACCUGUUUUGUACUUCGGCAUUUAUGCCUCCUUUUUUCUCUCCUAUCUUAAUGCAAUGAUACGCAGCUCUCCUGCGUAUUCCAGAAAAAAAA